ACGCGGAAGUAACGCCGUAGCGGCGAGGCCGCGGGCGGAGGAAUCUGGGGGGAGAUGUCAGACAGCGCACGCCUCUGAGCGCACAGGAAGGUGGUGCACCCCCGAGGCUCCUUCCUUUCUACUGAAGGCCUGUCGAGGUUUCCAGCUCCAAAAUAAACCCUGGGAACUGAGGAUUACUCAGCAGAGAAACUGCUUAGAACGAAGGGUUCCAAGUCUGAAGAAAACAUACGCUGUCCCUGGCUGUCCACCUUUCUGUCUGCCUGCCGGUCUCAGGGUCUGGGACACUGACCUUCACUGUGCAGCUCGAGAACUGAGGAUUCCACUGUGUCUGGGCCUGUUCAACUAAGUGAACUCCUGGUGCUGCGACACCCAGGGAGACUGAGGAGUGGGUGGUCAGGGCACUGGAGCAAGAGCCCCCUGGGGCCUCCGACAGAGGUGAAGCUGGAACCUUCAGCGAACAUGAGUGAAUUUUGGCACAAACUGGGCUGCUGCGUAGUAGAGAAGCCCCAGCCGAAGAAGAAGAGGAGACGGAUUGACCGGACCAUGAUUGGGGAACCAAUGAAUUUUGUCCACCUGACUCAUAUUGGCUCUGGGGAGAUGGGGGCCGGAGAUGGACUUGCUAUGACAGGCGCAGUUCAGGAGCAGAUGCGGUCCAAGGGAAACCGAGACAGGCCAUGGAGCAAUUCUAGGGGCUUGUAGCUCCAAUAGGAAUGGUCUGCCAUCUCGAAGUCCCCCAUCUGUGUCCAGCCCAGAAGAGAUGCUGUCCCUCCCACAUCCCACCUAGAACCAGUGAUCCAAGGGCCCCUCUUUCCCCUCUCUGGCUUGGGGGCUGGACUCCCUCUACUCCCUCUGGCUACAGCCCCUCCUGGAGAUGGGGUCAAGGCAGCAGGACUGACCACGUGACUACUGGUUGGCCAGAGACGCUCAGCUGAAGCCCUGGACACCCUCGGAUCUGAGAUAGGAGUUCUCUGGGAAUCUGGAAUGAGUUCCCUCCUCCUGAAUGAUGGUCUGGGUUCUACCUGUUUUUAAACUCUUACCCUGGAACUCCUUAAAUGGGGUAGGCAGGUGAGAGACUGUCAGAGCUGAAGCCAGCUUUGCUGAGAAUCUCCCUGCCUCCCUGCCCAGUUGACCCUCUUUCUUCCUGCUGUGAACUAAAGCAGACCAGCAAGGGCUGGAGGGUGAACACUGCCUAAUCUACUCUUUCUCUUUCGGUUUCAGACCUUAAGCUCACAGCCCCUCAAUCUCUCUCUGCCAGUACCAGGGUCUUUGGUUAGGCCUCCAAUAAUGUUUUUGUAGCAUUACUAGUUCCUUAGCAACUUUUUUUAAAAGGAAAAUUAAUUAAAAAUUUGCAUCUUAAGUAUUCCCAUCCUGCUACUACCUCUGCUGUUAACGCCAUUCCUGUUAGGAGCCAUACUUCCCAUUGAAUGAGAGUUACGGUAAGAGGUGGAUCUUGAUGACAUUCCAUUUAAGUCUUAGGGAACCUGGCGUGCCCUCUGCCGACCUUCCCACUGGCCCAGGUGAGAGGAGGAAGAACAGUCUGGAGAGAAACCCAGAAUGCAGCAAAAACCAGGGUGUUAUAUCUCAAAGUGGGCUUCCUGAUCGAAGAGGUUAGAGGGGUGAUGAGAUGAAUAGGUGGAAAACAAUCAUCUUUGAGUUGGGUCUGGAGAUGCUCGUAGCGUGGGAGUAGAUAGAGGCUGUCGACACUGGACAUGUAGGGCUAGUUGAGUGUAAUGGAGGAUCAUUCAGUGCAUUGCAUUACAGGCUGUUUAGCAGUAUUCCUCACCCACCCUAGUAUGACAACCCAAAACGCCUCCAGACCUUGCCAAAUGUCUCCUAGGGGCAACAUUGUCCCUAGUUGGGAACCACAGCUCUGAAGUGUGCUCCACCCUCCACCCUAGCUCAUGCCGAUGUUCAUCCGUAGCCAGAGCCCUGGAUGAACUUGGCCCCCUUUGAAGAGGGCUCGCAGGGCUGUGCGUAACCUCAGACCCUUCUGCACUCAGCGUGGUGCUUAUGUGGGUUCGUGCCUCUGUGAUGGCAUAUAUUGCGCUGCCCCGUUCUUGCUCUCUGAGCCACUGCAGAGGCAGGAACGGUAUGGUGGGUAGGGGAAGAAAAGCAGUAGAGACACCCCAGUUUAGCCUCCCCAAAUUCUAAGCUGUAUUUCUGUGCCCUAGUCCUAUAACCAGACACAAAUAAGACUCAGGGAGUUUCGUCUGAAGACCAGGUCCCACUCCCCACCUGGUGAGGAGUCUACAGUGUAGGAGCAGGGGCUUAGGCACUUUGUUUUCUCAGGUGUUUCUUGUCGCCUUUUCCUUGCAGGGUCGUUAGGAAGGCAGGACAAGACAGAUGAGCUCCUGCCUGCUGAGACGAGAAGGCUGGGGUCUCACUUUUGCUCUACAACAGAAAGCAUCCUCUUUAUGGUAGUGGGGGCCAGGAACAUGGGAGCUGGUAUCCACUCUGCCGAUUGCACCAUCCACCCAGGGCGCCCCCACUUACACUGUAGUGGUUCUGAUUUCCUCACCUUCUUGUGUAUUUCCUGCAGUCUUUCAGGGUCUAAGCUCAGUCAUAGAGAUCCAUUCCCAGUUUACUCUCAGUUCUAGUCAAGCUAAUUGCUCUGAAAGUAGCCCAUCUUGUUGGCCUAAAAUAGCUCAGUAACUUGAGGGUUGUACUAGAGAGACUCAAGGGUUAGCAGGAUCGGGAAGAAAGGUAGGGAACUCCUGGAAUCUCUGGUCACCCUGAUCUUCAGCCUCAUUCUAAUGCCUGUUCUUUGGACACAGUCUUCUGUCCUUUGGUGCUCUCUUGCCUCUAGCUACUUCUCGUCAGUGUAUGCUGCCAUCGCUUUUAACAAUAAAGUGAUGGGAAUGGGUUUGAGAGUCGUAAUUUAUAUUAAAAGAAUUGUUGGACUUUUAAAUACAUUUUUCAAAUAAAAAAAUGUAAGCCAAA
Molecule: messenger RNA, 2940 nt
Organism: Tupaia belangeri chinensis (Chinese tree shrew)
Lineage: Eukaryota; Metazoa; Chordata; Mammalia; Scandentia; Tupaiidae
Gene: CDC42SE1
Product: CDC42 small effector 1
Exons: 6
Coding region: 460-699 (79 amino acids)
Biological process (GO): regulation of Rho protein signal transduction
Cellular component (GO): plasma membrane
Molecular function (GO): small GTPase binding
Source: RefSeq, a predicted model, not a curated record